AUUAUUUAAGUAACUAGUAUGAAACUCCAUUUGGUUUUAGACGAGUAAUCAACUCGAAUCUAUGGCAUUAUGUUCAUGUCAGAGGUGUCAAAGUGUCGUGACGUGAAACUGACGAUAAGUUGGGUUUAUUUAUAAAAACACUUUACAUAAUAAACAGACACCUUCCUCUACACUUAAUAAGUGCGAUAUGUAACGCAAUACCUUUUAUGUUAUAUCAGUAUUUUGUUUACCAAGUAGUAAAAUGGUACGCCGCCUCGGCAAAAUAAAAAAUGAAGUUUACAGCAAUGCCACGGAUACCAAAUCAGAUAAGACAGCACCCAAUAUAUCUUACUUUACUUUGUACAGAUUUGCCACAAAAUGGGACAUGCUACUGAUAGCUUUGGCUUUAUUAGCUACUAUAAUUGCGGGGAUUACCCUCCCGUAUGCUAUAACUCUCGUAGCCAACGUGUUCCAGACCAUGAUAUCCUACUCCAAGUUAGCUCAGGCUGGCACGCAGGAUGAUGAAGAGUUUCUACGGUCGAUGCACGCCUUUGGCAUCCAUUAUUCCUGCGUGGGAGUCGUUUUAUUUCUGGGUGGAUAUCUGGGAACAGCGCUCAUGAAAAUCACGGCAUUAAAUCAGAUUUUUAAAUUGAGGCAAGAAUAUUUGAAGUCGGCGUUGAAUCAAGAUUUUGCAUAUUUUGAUUUGUAUCAAACUGGCGAUUUUUCGUCAAAAAUGGCUGAUGACGUGAUCAAAGUCGAAGAGGGCAUAGGUGAUAAGGUGGCCGCCUUCGCGUACAGUUUCACCAUAGCCGUGGGUUGCGUGGUGAUGUCCAUGCUCAAGGGCUGGAAGCUGGCUCUGCUGUGCCUCACCACGACACCCGUUACCUUCUUACUGGUGGGCCUUACUGGCAUGAUAGGCAAUCGUCUCGGCAAAAAAGAAGCGAUGGAGACAGGGCGAGCUAGUGCAGUAGCGGAAGAAGUAUUGGGAUCGAUUCGCACUGUUUACGCAUUCAGUGGCCAGAAGAAAGAGCUCGAGCGCUACCGUCAGCCUCUCGCAGAGGCUCGCCGCAUCAACAUCAAGAAAGAGUUCUUCACUGGCCUUUCGAUGGGAUUGUUAUUUUUCUGUGUAUUCUGUUCGUACGCAUUGUCUUUCUACUUUGGCAUAUACCUCGUCAUUAACGAUCCGAAAAAUUACAAUGCUGAUGUCAUGUUUUCCGUGUUUUUCGGGAUAAUGACGGCGCUAGGAAACUUUGGAAUGGUGGGAUCUUUGAUGUCUACGUUUGGAUCAGCUCGCGGAGCGGGUGCGCAAAUAUUUCGGCUCUUGGACAAUGUUCCCACAAUUAAUCCUCUUCAACAAAGUGGGAUCACACUGGACCAGGUCGAAGGAAAUGUGGAGUUGAAUAAUGUGGUGUUCCACUAUCCAUCUCGCCCUGAAGUGCCCGUGUUGAGGGGUGUGAAUUUGAGCGUAUCUCGAGGACAAUCGGUAGCUCUGGUGGGCCACUCCGGGUGCGGGAAAUCUACCAUCAUUCAGCUCAUAUCUCGCUACUAUGACGUCAUCGACGGCAGCGUGUCUAUUGAUGGGAAUGAUGUGCGUAAGUUGUCAGUGCAGUGGUUACGAAGGCAGAUUGGCCUCGUAGGUCAGGAGCCUGUUCUGUUCAACUCCACUGUACGUGAAAAUAUCCGCUAUGGGCGGGAGAGCGCUACUGAUGACGAAAUCGAAAUCGUGGCGAGGCAGGCGUAUGCGCACGCGUUUAUCAUGAACCUGCCCAAGGGUUAUGACACACUCGUUGGUGAAAGAGGUGCAUCCCUUUCUGGGGGUCAAAAACAACGAAUAGCAAUAGCGCGCGCACUGAUCCGGAAUCCGAAGAUACUCCUUCUGGAUGAAGCCACCAGCGCUCUGGAUACUUCUUCAGAAGCAAAAGUGCAGAAGGCUCUUGAUAAGGCAGCUGAAGGCAGAACAACCAUAAUAGUAGCGCACAGACUGUCAACGAUUCGAAACGCGAACGUCAUAUACGUGAUGAAGGAAGGCCAGGUGGUUGAAAAGGGAAGCCACGAAGAACUGAUGGCGAUGAAAGGUCAUUACAGCGAGAUGGUCUCUUUACAAGAGCGAUACGAACUUGGCGGUACCGAAGAUUCUCUUCCUGUUCGCGAAGAAUCAAUUAUUUCUGAGCAGAGUUUAGAAGAUGCAUCAAUACCAGAUUUAUUAGAAGAGGACAAAAAGGCUGAGGCACCUAAACUGUCAUUUUGGCGCGUAGUCCGCCUCAAUGCUCCGGAGUGGAAGUCCAUCACCCUCGGAAGCGUCUCCUCCAUCAUCAUUGGCUUCUCAAUGCCUUUGUUCAUUGUGGUCUUUGGAGAUCUUUUUGGAGCAAUGUCCAAUCCCGAACCUAGCCAAUUGAUGGAAAAAGUUAAUGGAGUAGCCAUUGUUUGCAUUAUUAUAGGAAUAGUAAUGGGAGUUUCAAACUUGGUUGAAUCAACCACAUUCGGGGUGGCGGGCGCUUAUCUGACAGAGAGGCUGCGCGUCCGCAUGUUUGAGCACAUGUUAAGGCAGCACGUGGCGUACUUUGACGAGAGAGCCAACUCCACGGGCGCGCUAUGUGCCCGGCUCUCGGGCGAGGCGGCUUAUGUGCAGGGAGCAACUGGCCAGCGCAUAGGAGUAUGCCUCCAAGGCGUGGGCUCCAUAGGGCUGGCGGUGGUACUGGCCAUGCUUUUCGAAUGGCGGGUCGGGCUCGUGGCUCUCUCGUUCCUGCCCAUCAUCUCUGUGGUCAUCUAUUACCAGGGGAAGGCCACGGGCGAAGAGGCCAUAGGUCACGUGAAGACCCUUGAAAGCAGCACUAUGAUAGCAAUCGAGGCGGUGUCAAACGUUCGGACCGUGGCGUCCUUAGGGCGAGAGCAGCGGAUAAUUUCGGAGUACGUCGCAUUGCUGCAGCCGGCCUUAGCGCCCGCUCGGCGCUCGGCGCACUGUCGCGGGCUUGUGGCCGGCCUGUCGCGGUCCAUGUUCAACAUUGUCAACGCUGCGGCGCUGACCUACGGCGGGCACCUCAUCGUGUCUGAUGGGGUUGCUUGCGAACACAUUCUUAUUACAACACAAUCGUUGCAAAUGGCGUCGGGCCAGGCGCAGAACGCGUUCACAUUCGCCCCAGACUUCCAGCGCGGGAUCGACGCCGCCUCCAGGAUCAUACAGUUCCUCAACACGGAGUCGAAAAUUGCGGAUCCUGCUGCGCCCGCUAUUACUGAUUUUAAAGCGACUGGAGAGGCUAGUUUCAAAGGAGUAGAGUUCAAAUAUCCUACCAGACCUAACGUGAGAGUACUACGAGGACUGGAUUUACAUGUGGAACGCGGGACAACUGUUGCCAUAGUGGGCAGAAGCGGCUGCGGCAAGAGCACCGUUGUGCAACUGUUGCAGCGCUUCUAUGACCCGGAUGCAGGAGUGGUUGCUUUAGAUGGAGUCUCCCUCCCGAACCUGCGCGUAGACGAAGUUCGAGCGAGUCUCGGAUUAGUUUCCCAAGAGCCGGUCCUCUUCGAUCGCUCCAUAGCAGAGAACAUUGCGUACGGCGACAACUCGAGAACGCCCGCGCAGCACGAAAUCGUUGACGCAGCUAAGCAGGCGAAUAUACACAGCUUCAUUGUGUCUUUGCCACAGGGCUACGACACUAACAUCGGCUCAAAAGGCACCCAGCUAUCAGGGGGACAGAAGCAAAGGGUGGCGAUCGCCAGGGCGUUGAUACGACGUCCCAAGAUACUGCUGCUCGAUGAGGCGACCAGCGCUCUAGACAGCGAGAGUGAGAAGAUUGUGCAAGAGGCACUUGAUGCGGCGAGCGCCGGGCGCACGUGCGUGACGAUCGCGCAUCGGCUGAGCACGGUGCGGCGCGCGGCGCUGGUAUGCGCUUUGGCUCGAGGCCGCGUAGCCGAGAGCGGCUCGCACGCGCGCCUCAUGGCUCGCCGCGGCCUCUACUACAGCCUGCACGCUGAAGCGCAGGACCACUGAGCCACCGACCCACUGAGCUACUGACCGACCAACCGAGCUACCUAGAGAUCUAUAAUAAAAUAACAUAAUUCAUUUCAGAA
Molecule: messenger RNA, 4044 nt
Organism: Ostrinia nubilalis (European corn borer)
Lineage: Eukaryota; Metazoa; Arthropoda; Insecta; Lepidoptera; Crambidae
Product: ATP-dependent translocase ABCB1-like
Exons: 24
Coding region: 242-3964 (1240 amino acids)
Biological process (GO): transmembrane transport
Cellular component (GO): membrane
Molecular function (GO): ATP binding; ATP hydrolysis activity; ABC-type oligopeptide transporter activity
Source: RefSeq, a predicted model, not a curated record